CCGGCGGUAGGAGGAGCUGCUGGGUCCCGGGCUGCGCAGGCGCGGCGCUGGGCGGGGUCCACGGCGGCCGGCGGUUUGAACGGGCGGCGGCGGCGGAGGAGGAGACGGAGACAGAGAGACGGAGACUUGUGGCCACGGCGGCCCCUCAGGUAAAGCGGGAUGGAAGCUAUUUUGAUUAGACUUCAGCAACUUACGCCUGCUGAGCUCAGACAAGAAAUCCUUGGAGCGGGGUUGAACUGGGGACCCAUAACUUCAACAACCCGUCUUAUUUUGGAGAAGCGAUUAGCUCAGGCUUUAUUGGAAAGUCAGGGAGGAGGGGCAGCAGCUAAACCUGAAGACGACUCUGCUUUGUUCAGCUAUCCCACAAGCUGCAGUUCUGUAACGUGUUUGGCUGCUUCCUAUUCACCCAGUGAUACACAUGCCAGCAACAAAGACUGUCAUGGACAUGAUGUGGGAGUGAACCUUCCAGACUCGCCGCAAACCGUGGAUGUGAGUGGUUUACAGAAUAACACUGAAUUGACUUCAGAAAGAUCAGCUGCCUCUCCUUUAGUUUAUUAUGGAGUUUGUCCGGUCUGGGAUGACAUUUUGUCCAGAAAUGAUAAAGUCCAUGUAUAUUUGGAUAAGAAGGAAGCUCUUCAAGCUGUGAAGAUGAUGAAAGGCUCACGGUUCAAACCUUUUACAAACAAAGAAGAUGCGGAGAAGUUUGCCAAAGGUAUUUGUGACUACUACCCUUCGCCAACCAAACCUUCUGCCUAUGUAUCUGCACUAACGGGCAGUGUGAUCCAUAAUAGAGAUUGCCUGAAUUCUCUGGAACUGGAAGCCACCAACAGGGAGCGAGCCAACAGUUAUAAAAGUCCACGCUCUCAGGACUUAACAUCAAAGCUGCGGAAAGCUGUUGAAAAAGGAGACAAGGCUGCCUUUCUUGAACUUGUGUGGAGUAAUCCACGUUACCUCAUUGGUUCUGGAGACAACCCGACAGUUCUGCAGGAAGGAUGUCGCUACAAUGCCAUGCACGUCGCUGCUAAAGAGAAUCAGCCGCAAAUCUGUCAGUUUCUACUGGAGACAUUGGAAAGUCGUGAAUUCAUGCUGCUGAUGUAUCCUGAUGAUGAUGAAGUUAUGCUGCAAAAACGCAUCAAAUACAUAGUUGACCUUUAUCUCAACACUCCUGAUAAACGGGGCUUUGACACUCCACUGCACUUUGCCUGUAAGUUUGGACAUGCCGAGGUAGUUAACAUCUUAUGCUCCCAUCCCGAUAUCUGCAAAGUUUCGAAGAACGCCUACGGAUCUACUCCUAUGGAGGUUAUUUGUGAACGGAAUAAAGCUGAAUCUGACGAAGUAAAGGGAAAAAUCAGAGAAUAUUUACAAGAUCGAUGUUAUGUGCCAUUGCUGAGAGACAUUGACAACUCAUCCCCACCUAUCAUCGCUCCUCCCUGGUCACCUGAUGCAUCCGAUAGGCUUCUCUGUUCGUCAUUUCACAAACACUCUGGCAAUCCUAAAGAUCCAGUUAUGGCAGUCAAGGCAUUUGCAGGACCCAUGUCUCCUUGCAAGGCGAGUGAAUUUCGGCGCGUGUGGAAAACUCCGUCCCGAGAGAGUGCAAGCCAGUUUAAAAAGACCGAUGCAGAUCGAGGCUACGAGCGAGUGGGAAGGGACAUAGCUCAUGAACUGGGGCAUCCAUGGGCUGAAUACUGGGAAUUUCUUGGCUGUUUUAUUGAUCUGGCAGCACCAGAAGGAAUCAGAAAAGUUGAAGAAUAUCUGAGCAAAAAAGAAUUGAGUAAAAACUCUGAACAGGAAGGAGACAUCUACAUCUGUAAUAGAUUCAAGAGUCCCCCACCAAGUGGUAAAAACAGUAAAUACAACAACUCUGUCUCCGUUGGUGCUUUUCUGGAUAUUGAAGAAAUAAAAAACAGACAAAAUGCAGCAUUGAAGGUCAGCAAGUCGGCCAUUCUCCCCGGCAGCGGCUUUGGGGCCAUUGAAGAAAACGGGUGCCAUAUACUCCCCGUGCCUCGCCCCCCGGACAUCAUCGACUCUGUGGCCAAUCUCAGUCGCCCCGACAAAGAGAUCUUGCCAAACCUCAACGGAGUUUGUUCGCCUGUCGACGAGAAGCCAGUCGGGCGAUGUCCUUGCUCGGACACCAUCGCUGGCUCGGCAUCUGACCUCUUUCCUAUUUCUAAUCUCAUGGCUGAGUUUGAAAAACUUUCCCUGCUGGAUGACAAGGAGAGACAUUUGCUUUCUGACCCGCUCAUCCAAUCUCCAGAGGACCAUGAGAUUGAAGUAACGGCGGCACUACUGGAGAAUAAGACUUUGGAUUUGAUAGCUCACGGCAGAUUUGAUAGCUCUGGGUGUAAGCAGGGUGCAGCUGAACAAAUGAACGCUGAGAGCACUGGGCUGCCUGAGACAGGAUUGAACAAGGAGGUCGCAGCGGGUGGUGCUGAUGAAAUCACUCACUCACUGUCAUUGUGCACGUCUAAGAUAGCGACUUUACAGCUGGAAACCGAGGGCUGUGCAGAGCACGGCAGCUUGUCUUAUAGUACAGAGCAAUCUGAUGCCACCACACGGGACAUUUCAACACACAAAUCCAAUACCGCUCAAACCCAACUAAAGCCAUGGCUCAACGUGCAAUGGGACAACCUCAGCAGAUCAUCAGAGGACAGACAGCUUCUGCCGCCAAAGCAAACUCCGGGGCACGUCAGGAAAGGAGAUGCCAAGGGCAUCUAUCUGGUUGGAGAUGGACCGACUAAGCUUGACUGUGAUGUCCUGGCUGCUCUGGGCAGCGCUGAUGUUGAUCCCCAGCGGUUCCCAUGUGUCCACCAAUGGAGGAACAGAGUGAUGUCUUACUCUACCUCAGACAUGCAGAGUUGGCCGAGCCCAGCUCUGCUCAAAGGGAAACGGAGAGUGCAGCCGCACACCCCGAGCUCCCCCUGCAGCCCCGGCACCUCCAUCCUCAGGAGACCUGGUUCACCGUGCUGCAGCACUGCAAUGUUUGGGAGCUCGCCCUACUCUGAGUUCGGAAACCCAGGUCGCUACAGUCCAGCAUAUGCAAGCCAUGUCCAAGUGCAGCACCUUCUGCACUUCAUUGAACCCACCGAGUUCUAACACUUAGGGUUGUGAUGCCAUUACUUUGCCCCACUUUAGAGGGGGAAUUAAUUUUAUAUUUAAGAUCAAUUGUAGUUUCCUAAAUAUGUCUACUCCGUACAAUGGAUGCUGUGUGCUGUUUGAUUCUGUUGGUGUGAAUCAGUUUUCAUCGUAUUUCUUUACUGCUUUAUUAGAAUUUCUCAACUUCCUCAGUAAUCAAUGUUGACGCUGAUUUCUCUUGCUUUUCGUUCAUCCAGAUAUUUGUAUAUUUUAACUUUUUAAACUUCACUUCAAUAAAAUGUUGUCUCUUAUUUAGACUUUCCAUUAAAAAAAGUCCAGACUAGGGGAUGGUGGGAGGUUUGGGGUAUAGUAGAGAACUUUGUAGUCAGAGCACCGCUAUAGAUGACAAAUGAACCUUGUCCUACACAGCACCAGACUGAUGCAGUCAGUAAUAUUUUAUCAUAAUUUCUGUGAAAUUCCUGUAAAAGUCCAUUGAUCUGGGGACAGCUUAAAAGAGGAUUUGUUCGUUAAUAACACCGCUAUUAUUGGUGAGAAAUAUGUUUGAGGAUUGUUAAUAUUAAAAAAAGUGUUGUAUUGGAUGUGAAGUUGGGUACUAUGUAAAAUGUGGUGGUGUGCAGCAUGGUGGGAAAGACAAGCAAGUAAGUGGUGUGUAACAGAUCUGGCGGGCCACACCUUGAUUCCAUUCACCAUAAAGUAUUCUCAGUAUGUUUGUCAAUUCUAUUAAAAGAAAUUAUUUAUUUGUUGCAAGAAAAGUGUAUCUCUGGCUUCUGCAAGCUUCUUAGUGCUUUUUUUUUUAAUGAAACAUUUUGUUAAAUGGAGCUCUCAGCUAGUUUUACAGUAGUCUUUAAUGUAAUUGAAUCCAGCAUGUAGAAUAGGUUCUUGUGAAUGUUUAGUCGGCGGAGACCAGCAAAUGUUGAGUGUAUGUUUUGUUGCAGACACAUGGGAGAUACUGUUUACCAUGGAAGCACUUCUCUAGUCCUGGACAGAGUAGCUUUAACAUUGUCGCCUCUUGGUGUGUGUCCAAAUGUAUGGUCUGAUUCACUCUGACCUCCCUCACAGCACUGCACACACCCGGGCUCUCAUACGUAUUCACCGUACAUUUAUUGCAUAAAUGUGAAAUGGUAAACUACUGAGAAAAGAAUAAACAAAACAAUGCAGAAAACAAAAGCAUUUUAGUUGUUGUUGCAACAUUUCAGUAUAUUUUUAAGGUCUAGAGUGAUGUACUGAAAGUUAUUAGCAUGCAAUGCUGGAGAAACUCAACGGGUGAGGCAGCAUCUAUGGAGCGAAGGAAUAGGUGAGGUAAGGGUCUCGACCUGAAAUGGGAUGACUAGAACUGCCCGCAAUACUCCAAAUGCAACCUUUCCAUAAAGUUUUAUACAGCUGCAUCAUGAACUGAAGGGUCUCCACCUAAAACGUCACCUAUUUCUUCGCUCCAUUGAUGCUGCCUCACCUGCUGAGUUUCUCCAGCAUUUUUGUCUACCUUUGAUUUUUCCAGCAUCUGCCGUUCCUUCUUAAACGUGCAAAUCCAAGUAAAUAGUUUAACAGCAUGUAACUAAAACUGCUUGAUUAAUUCCUCUAAAAAAGGCACACGGUGCUGGAGUAAACUCAGCAGGUCAGGCAGCAUCUCUGGAGAACAUGGAUAAUGUGACGUUUCAGGUCUGGACCCUUCUUAAGACUGAUUCAUACUUUAUGAAUGUUUCUGUCAUUUGUUAAUCUGACCUGAUGUGGUUUACUCUAGAUUCUCAAUGAGUUUACGACUGAAGUGCAAACAUCAUUAAUGUUGUGACAGGUUAAAUUCCCACUUGAGUUCAGAGUCUCCAUCUGGAGAUUCUUGACCACACUUAACUUCACUGGAAUACAAUGUGUUUGUAAAGGGACACAGGAAAAUAGUGAAUUUAAUGACUGUUUAAGUACAGACAGUCUCUUAGCUGUUAUUUAAAUAAAUGUAUUAAAUGGGAACAGGAAGCUGCUUUGCUGCUGAAAAUUGUCUAAUUCUCUCAUCUAAUUUUACAUUCAGCAUCUGUUGUGGGUGCUACCUUGCUGUUCAGCCUUGUAGGAAGCAGAGCCUAUUCCUGCCUUCUCCAUAAACUGCAAAAGAUAUCCAAGAUUUACAGUUGAGUGUUAUAUGUGCUACCUAUAUAUUGUACUUUAAGAAUGCAAGGCUUUUAAAAAAUAUUUUGACCAAAAGCAGUUUUUCUAUAAUGUCUGAUUACAGAAAUGACGGAUUUAGUAAAUAUAUCUGGUGUAAUAUUGUACAAAAUGUUCUUGUUGCUGCACUCCAGAACUAAUGAGUUGCAGAAAUGAUUUCCGAGCAUGUUGCCCAUAUUGGAGCACUUGAGUUAUUGGGAGAGAUUGGCCAGCCUGGGAUUGUUCUCCCUGGAGUGAAGGAAGCUGAGAGGUGACCUCAGAGGUUUAUAAAAUUGAGGAGGCAAUGAUGGCUAGUCCUUUUUCCCAGGUUGGGAUGAUCUAAAGCAAAAUAGGUUAAUGAGAGUGGAAAGAUUUAAAGGAAAUCUGAGGGGCAAAGUUUUCCACCCAGAGGGAACUGGGUAAAUGCAUCGUCCAGAGGAAGCUGCAGAGGUGAGUACAAUUACAAUCUUUAUAAAACAGUUUAGAUGCAAAUGGACCAAAUGCAGGCAAAUGUGAUUAGCUUGGUUCUGGUGUGCUGGAGUAACUCAGUACAUCAUAGGCAUGUACCUGUGCUGGAGUAACUCAGUACGUCAGGCAGCACUUCUGCAGCACAUGGAUAGGCAAUGAUUUUGGCCAGGACUCAUCUUCAAAACAUCACCUACAGUGGCUUGCAAAAGAUUUCAUACCCCUUGAACUUUUCCACAUUUUGUCACGUUACAACCACAAACGUAAAUGUAUUUUAUUGGGAUUUUAUGUGAUAGACCAACACAAAGUGGUGCAUAAUUGUGAAGUGGAAGGAAAAUGAUACAUGAUUUUCAAUUUUUUUUUACAAAUAAAAAACUGAAAAGUGUGGCGUUCAAAAAGUAUUCAGCCCCCCCUGAGUCAAUACUUUGUAGAACGACCUUUCGCUGCAAUUACAGCUGCAAGUCUUUUGGGGUAUGUCUCUACCAGCUUUGCACAUCUAGAGACUGAAAUUUUUGCCCAUUCUUCUUUGCAAAAUAGCUCAAACUCAGUCAGAUUGGAUGGAGAGCGUAUGUGAACAGCAAUUUUCAAGUCUUGCCAGAGAUUCUCAAUUGGAUUUAGGUCUGGACUUUGACUGGGCCAUUCUAACACAUGAAUAUGCUUUGAUCUAAACCAUUCCAUUGUAGCUCUGGCUGUAUGUUUAGGGUCGUUGUCCUGCUGGAAGGUGAACCUCCGCCCCAGUCUCAAGUCUUUUGCAGACUCGCAACAGGUUUUCUUCCAAGAUUGCCCAGUAUUUGGCUCCAUCCAUCUUCCCAUCAACUCUGACCAGCUUCCCUGUCCCUACUGAAGAAAAGCAUCCCCACAGCAUGAUGCUGCCACCACCACGUGGUGGGGAUGGUGUGUUCAGGGUGAUGUGCAGUGUUAGUUUUCCGCCACACAUAGCGUUUUGCAUUUAGGCCAAAAACUUCAAUUUUGGUCUCAUCUGACCAGGGCACCUUCCUCCACGUUUGCUGUGUCCCCCACAUGGCUUGUGGCAAACUGCAAACGGGACUUCUUAUGGCUUUUUUUCAACAAUGGCUUUCUUCUUGCCACUCUUCCACAAAGGCCUGAUUUGGGGAGUGCACGACUAAUAGUUGUCCUGUGGACAGAUUCUCCCACCUGAGCUGUGGAUCUCUGCAGUUCCUCCAGAGUUACCAAUGCUCUCCUUGCCCGGCCUGUCAGUUUAGGUGGACGGCCAUGUCUUGGUAGGUUUGCAGUUGUGCCAUACUCUUUCCAUUUUUGGAUGAUGGAUUGAACAGUGCUCCGUGAGAUGUUCAAAGCUUGGGAUAUUUUUUUAUAACCUAACCCUGCUUUAAACUUCUCCACAACUUUAUCCCUGACCUGUCUGGUGUCUUCCUUGGGCUUCAUGAUGCUGUUUGUUCACUAAUGUUCUCUAACAAACCUCUGAGGCCUUCACAGAACAGCUGUAUUUAUACUGAGAUUAGAUUACACACAAGUGGACUCUAUUUACUAAUUAGGUGACUUCUGAAGGCAAUUGGUUGCACUGGAUUUUAUUUAGGGUUAUCAGAGUAAAGGGGGCUGAAUACUUUAGCACACCACACUUUUCAGUUUUUUAUUUGUAAAAAAAUUUGAAAACCAUGUAUCAUUUUCCUUCCACUUCACAAUUAUGCGCCACUUUGUGUUGGUCUAUCACAUAAAAUCUCAAUAAAAUACAUUUACGUUUGUGGUUGUAACGUGACAAAAUGUGGAAAAGUUCAAGGGGUAUGAAUACUUUUGCAAGCCACUGUAUCCAUGUUCUCCAGAGACCCAACGAGUUACUCCAGCACUUUGUCUUUUUUUGGUUCAGCUUAGAUCUUGGUUGCUCAGUAGAGUUGAGCCUGCGUCAAUGCUGCAUUCAUCUAUAACGUUAGGAAAUGUUGGAUCCGAUGUUUUGUUUCAACGGCGCAUAAUAACAAGAGACUCGUUUGUUAAAAAAAAGAACUUUUAUUCACGGGACCCUGUAUUCAACGUUUGAAAACUGCAUUGAGAAACCAGCUGGAAAUAAGUGACACGAUUGGGUAAACUGCUCCUGCAGUGAGUGACAAAUCUGAGCACUAACUACCUAAAGUAAUGCUUCUAGCUCAUUGAUUAUAACAUCCUACCUUCUGUUUAGACUUUCCAUAUUAAUAACCAAAUUGUUUAUUAAAUAAUUGUGAAACAC
Molecule: messenger RNA, 7882 nt
Organism: Leucoraja erinaceus (little skate)
Lineage: Eukaryota; Metazoa; Chordata; Chondrichthyes; Rajiformes; Rajidae
Gene: ankle2
Product: ankyrin repeat and LEM domain containing 2
Exons: 13
Coding region: 160-3093 (977 amino acids)
Biological process (GO): negative regulation of phosphorylation
Cellular component (GO): endoplasmic reticulum
Molecular function (GO): protein phosphatase 2A binding
Source: RefSeq, a predicted model, not a curated record